This is a messenger RNA of Zychaea mexicana, 335 nucleotides long. RefSeq lists its product as uncharacterized. NCBI's taxonomy places the organism in Eukaryota, Fungi, Mucoromycota, Mucoromycetes, Mucorales, Lichtheimiaceae. The transcript has a single exon. The record is from RefSeq and is a predicted model, not a curated record. Bases 53 to 310 code for a protein of 85 amino acids.
GUACAGCGUAAGCACUCUCGUGUGUCGCUCUUUCCGACAAAAGUGGCUUAUUAUGACUGGAUGCACCCCCAAAUGGUGUGCACCCCUUUUCGUGAUACCCCUUGUUUUUGGGCGGAAAAUCAAGUUUCCCAAGUCAGUAAAAUGCAGACACAGAAAAUGCCAUUUCACACCUCUUUUUAGGCUCGCCUAUCAUUUCAACACUUCCAAUGAAUCCACAACUUGCAGAUGUCUUUUUCUCACACACACACACACACACAGUCUCUCUCUCUCUCUCUCUCUAUCUCUCUCUCAAAUAAAUCACAUUUAUUGAGUCUCAUCAAGUGUUUUUUUACUGU